Molecule: messenger RNA, 1370 nt
Organism: Ectocarpus sp. CCAP 1310/34
Lineage: Eukaryota; Phaeophyceae; Ectocarpales; Ectocarpaceae
Source: the annotation of a GenBank genome assembly
AAAAUGGUGCCUACCGUAAAGGACCCUUCGAGCGACUUCGCUCUCUGCGCCCGCAACGGGUCUGCCACCCUGCGGCACCAGCGGGAGAAGCGGGAGAAGGGCAAGAUGCGCCAGAGGUUCUGGGAGCUGGGGGGCAGCCGCAUGGGGAAGGCCAUCGGGGUGGAGGACAAGGCCGGGGACGAGAAGAAGGAGGCGGAGGCUAAGGAAGAGGAGGAAGAGACAGACUACAAGAAGGCGGCCGGGUUCCAGCAGCACAUGAAGAAGACGGAGGCCAACUCACACUUCAGCAAGUCGAAGACGAUGGCCGAGCAGCGAGAGUUCCUUCCGAUUUUCCAGGUCAAGGAGGACCUCCUCCGGGUCAUCCGAGACAAUCAGGUGUGGUAGGUACAUGGACGUUUUCUCUCUUAAGCUACAUGUUUAAGGUCAGUCUUUUUUUUUCUUCUUCUGCUUUCACGUUUUGUCUACAUAACAAAGUACAGUAGGUCAAGGAGGACCUCCUUCGGGUCAUAGGAGACAAUGAGGUAGCUCUGCGUCCACACAGCAGCAUGGCUCUUCAUGCGUUACACAAACGUGGACACAGGUCCAAUAGAGGUGAAUGUAGAAUAGGUUUUCUCUUAAAAGUAAAAGGGCGGACGAACAACACCAAAAACAUGUUUUUUUGGGCUAUUUGCUCCACGCCCAAGGCGACCUUUGCUCCUCUCGUGAAAGCGAUUCUACAGCCCUCUACCUUGGGUUUACAGCUAUACCACACAACAAACCGCAUCCGAAUCGCAUCAGCCAACCACGAGAUCUACAUGUCUGAAAACUGUCCCUCCAGUGGGGCUGCAGCGCCCACACCAGCAGACCCUCCCCAAAAAAAAAUAUCGAGGUCCGCGCCGUUCGGCAGCAGGAGGCGCGCUGCCCGAAAGCUGAAUCAAAACAAAAAGAAGUUUGAAGGGAGGACGGGGCAGUGUAUGGUUGCCGCGUCAGCAGAAGAUAGCACGCGGCGCUCUAUCAAACGCGGCAGCCUCACCGUCGUAGAGAGAACGCUGAAGGAAACGAAAGAAGAGUUGGUCAAAAGUAAGAAAAUUGUGGGAGAGAGCCAGGCUCAACCUCGCUGCCGCCGCCGCCGCCGCCGCCGCUGCUGCUGCUGCUGUUUUUCUCAGCAGCAGCAGCGGCGGCGGCAGGUGUUUGCGUGGCUUCACCUCCCGGCUGCUGCUCGGGUGUGUCAUGAGGCAUGUGUUCUAGAGUGGGACCGCGCAAUGGUGUUGUGCUGUGCCCCAUAGCAGGGCGCAAAGCACACAGGCGAGCCGCGCCCUCGCGCGUGUGCGUCAGAGGGUCUUUUCGGGAGGUUCCGACGGUUCCGUGCAAUUUCAUUGGUUGGUCGAUUU